GGCCCAGAGCAUGACUCGUCUUUCCCUUAGGCAGGCUCCGGUGGCCUCGACGCGGAAAGCCCAUCUCAGAUGGAGCGAGGGGACAGGCUGCGUGUGGGCAAGCGCAGGGAGAGGAGAGAGAGGGGAACGCCUGACGCCUGUGGCACAGGUUCUGCUGACCUCAGACCCCAGGUGUUUAUUAAAACGGAGCAGGAAGAGGAGCCAUGCACGGGGGAGCCCCCAGAGCAGAGAGAGAGAGGAAUUCUCCAUGCCCCUGGCACAGGCGCAGGCUGGCCUGACGUGAAGCAUGAGAUUGUGGUGAAAGUGGAGCCAGAUGAUGAGUCAUAUGUGGGGUAUCCCCAGGACCUGGGGGACCGAGACCUCCCCUGCUACCCCUGCACUGGUAUCAAAGCAGAGAUCAUGGUCAAAACGGAGCCUGAGGACGACUCAUAUGGCGAGUGUGCCCAGCAUUACGGUGAAGGAGACGGUCCCAACGACCCCUUCUGUGACGCAAACCCAGAGAUUAUCGUGAAAGUGGAGCCAGAUGAUGAGUCGGCCAUUGGCUAUCCCCAGGGCCUGAGCGAAGGCAGAAUUCCCGGCUACCCCAGCCCAGAUCAUAACAAGAAACAUUUGGAUGCAGUAGCAGCACAGGAAGAUUUGGCCAAGGCUUCAACAAAAAAAUCAAGUCUGCCCCCCAUGAUUGAUAGCCGAUUUACAGAAAAGGAUCUCAACGAUGUCUUUACUUUUGAAUUUGAAGAGUCCAAAUUUGGGCUUUUGGGAAAAGCCAAGAAGAAAUCGGCAACAUGCAAGGUGGAAAAGGAAGUGAAUGGAGAGCUCAAAACAUGUAGCUUCAAGACAAGUGAAGCAAGUGCCGUGAAAAGUUUCAACCUUUGGCGGCAUGUAAAACGUAACCAUCCUGAAAACUAUGCUGCUCUGGUUACAAAAAAGGAUCAGGAAGAUGAGGCAAAACAGAAAGCUGAUGUAGCUAAACGACGUUCAUCUGGCUCUUUGAAAACUCCCGGAGAAAAGAUUUUUUGCAGAGCUUCAUCCAAGAAGAAACCCAAAAUUGAGCAAACAAAACUUGCCUCAUAUUUGAAGUCCUCAAAUGUUACAGUCACCAUGGAUGCCAAUACUUUCCGUGAAGGGCUGAUGGAAAUGGUUUGCUUGAGUUCAACACCGCUCACUACCUUCGGGCUAAAGAACAAAGGAUUCCAAAAAAUUGCAGGUGAAAUGGGUCGGCAGCUUGGCGUUUCGAUGGGGCAAGAUGCGGUUCGUCAUUUAGUUGUCAGCACAGCUGAGUCUGGCCGCAAAGAGCUCAAGAAAGCUUUGGAGCAAAAAUUGUGCUACCUGAAAAUGGAUGCAGCAACCCGUGGAAACAGAAAUUUCCUUGCAAUAAAUGCUCAGUACUACGAAGAAGGCAAAGAUAAAGCUAUGGUAAAAACUUUGGACAUAAUCGACACUGAAGGGCAUCACAAUUCUUCGUACAUGAAAGCUCAAGUAAAAGCUAUUUUAGAAAAAUUUGGAAUCAGUGAAAUGCAAGUGCUGAGCAUCUGCAUUGACAAUGCAGCAAACAUGAUGUGUGCUGUCAAAAAUGUCAGCGAGGACAAUGAAACCAUUUCUACCUCUGAGAACAGGGAUGUGGACAGAACUGAAGCUAUUUUGCCUGAUGAAGGAACUAAAGGAAUUGAUGAAAUUGAACUCAACGUGGAUGCAGCUGCGCAAUGGGCUAAUGACCCUAGUCUCAUACUUCCAACAUGGCUUCAUGAGGAUGACUCAAAAGUCCAGCUGAUGAGGUGUGGUAUUCACACACUUCAGUUGGCAAUCUGGGAUGGACUGAAUAAAGAACAUGCGAAGAAAUUUCUGGCAAAAAUUCGACAAGUUGUUCUUAAACUACGAACUCCAAGUAUUCAAAGUGUUCUGCUUGAUCUGCAUGGGAUAACUCAGUCAUUGGAUACUGUGACUUGCUGGGGUUCAACAUUUGCAAUGAUUGAUCAGCUUCUUGUUUUUCAAUCUUACUGUGAUCAAGUGGCUGCUGCUGGAACAAGAGAACUCAAGUUAACAAAAGCUGAAUGGGACGAAGUGAAGAACCUGCGGGACCUCUUGGCAAAGCCAAACCAAACAACCAUGAAUCUUCAAGCUGUCGAUGUAACUCCAGGGGUUUUAAUGAAGGAAUGGCGAAAACUGUCAAAAUUCUUGCAAGAAAAUGGUGGACAAAUCGCAGAAGGAAUUUUAUCCUCCAUGCAGAAACAUGAAGAGAAGCUUUUUGACAAUAUUCAUUUCCUUGCAGGAGUUUAUGUUGACCCACGGUAUCGGAUUCUUCUUACCUCAAGGGAAAUACCAAAGGCAAAGGAAGGGCUCCUUGAUAUUGCUCGACGACUCGAAAAACAAAAUCUAUUGCUACAUUUGAACUCGGCGAAAGAGGUUGAAGAAAACAACACACAACAAAAGGAGUCAUCAACUAUCAAAUUUGUGGUUUCAGAAAGUUCACAUCUUUCAGAAAUAGGCUGUUCUCAAACUUCUGUCUCCACUCUGAACUUAUUUGAGCGUCCAUCCCUGAGACAUCUUCAACCAUCAUGGGGAAAUGGUGAUAAUUCAAGCAUCAAUUCUUCAGAAGAUGACGACUUUGAAAAGGAAUUGGAUAAACAAGAAAGACGCCGGCGAGUUUCUGCGAUUCAUAAUUGUAAUGAAGCAUUAUUUGAGAGAAACUUUCGGGAUGAUUGUGAGGCAAUGGAGUCUAUUGGUAGGCUAAAAGUUAAGUCUGUUUUUGAGGCCAUUCACAGCUACCCACACCGCAUUCAGGCUGCCUGUAGAAUUGCUUCGAGCAUGCCAACAACUCAAACUAGUGUAGAGCGACUGUUUUCAACUUUAAAGUUAAUUUUAAAUGAUUCACGGCAGACUAUGAAAGACGACUUGAUUGCUGCAAUAAUUUUUUACAGAAUGAAUUAUGAAUGAUUCUAGCUUAUAUCAUUGUUGAUAUUUAAAUUGUUUUCAAAGUCUGAAUAUAAAUAGUUUUUUUCAAAAUUACAGUAUGAACUUUUUUAUUUAGUUAAUAAUUCAUUUGAGUCAAAGCACAGAGCGAGUGGGAGCGGAGCUGGAGCAGUCACUAUUGGUGCCGGAGAGGAGAAAUUCAAAAAUUGGAUUGCUCCAAAUCCCUGAUUUGAAUCAAGGAGAGCUUGACAGAAAUCGAAAAUAAACUAAUCUAGUAAAUUAGAAAUGUGUUCACCAGUUUCUAAUAAAAAUGUAAAAAUCUGAAUAAAUGUAAAUCAAGCUUUAUAAUAACUGCUUCAAUAAAUGUGUGCAGACAUAGUGUAUCCCGGGGGUAGCAAAAAGCAGCACAAAUUUAGUGUCAAGGCCACAUUUAGUUGGAAAUCAGCACGUUACCAACCAGUGAGACUCAACCUUUCUUUAGGGAAAGGACUAAAAAGGACAGUGCAAGAGGACUAAAUUGGUGGUUUAUGCUGAGGAUUGAAAUCAAGGUUUACUAUCUGCUGAUUUCAUAGAUUGUUAGGGUUAGAAGGGACCUCAGGAGGUAUCUAGUCCAACCCCC
Messenger RNA from Chelonoidis abingdonii (Abingdon island giant tortoise), 3526 nucleotides. RefSeq lists its product as uncharacterized. Lineage: Eukaryota; Metazoa; Chordata; Testudines; Testudinidae. Gene Ontology annotation, molecular function: protein dimerization activity. The record is from RefSeq and is a predicted model, not a curated record.